CUGGAUAACUACUUUGCUAGGUAUUCUACAGUUCUACAAUCUUCUGAAUCAAUUCGACCAUUCUUCAAGAUGGGAUAUACUCUUUUGCAAACUAAUCACUCUCGGCCGCCGUAAUAAUACGAGCCCACGCGAUCGCCAACCGAAAUUCAGCUACCGCAGCACGCCAGGACGCCCGGUCCUCAUUGCCAAAGCGAGGCAUAUUACCCUCCUGACACUGACACUCGCCGUAUACCUCCGACAUACUCAUUAGCCCUCCAUAUUCAACCAUGAUUGUCCGGCGUCCCUUAACUUUCCCGACCGUCCUCCGUUGGGUCAACGCCAACGCAGUGCGGCAGCCUCGACUGACACGAAGGAACCUGUCUACGCCUCCGAAUCCCCCGCGAGCCCCAAAAGAUUCUCAAUUCCGUCUACAUCGCUUCAAUGACCGACUACCUCGAUUCCUUCGCACAUAUACAACACCGCUGUUAGGAGCUCCGGUCACUCAUGUCACCUCCUUCCUGGUCUUGCACGAAAUCACCGCGAUACUACCACUGUUUGGGCUGGUCGCUGCGUUCCACUACGGCGCAUGGAUGCCGGAUCUCAGCUCGGAUUCUGAGUCGGGGAAAAGUAACGCCUUUGAUGAGGGAGCGAAGCGGUUCGGACGCUGGCUAAGGAAGAAGGGCUGGGUGGAGGAAUCCGAUGUCAGUGCCGUUGCGGAACAUGAGGUUACAGGAGCUGCGCACGGCGCGCAAAAGGAACAAGCGGGAGUUCGACUGGUGUUAGAGUUUGCGACGGCGUAUGCAAUUACAAAAGCUCUGCUACCCCUUCGCAUAGCAGCUAGCGUGUGGGCUACGCCGUGGUUUGCAAGGACGAUUCUCACGCCGACCACGAAUGCCGCUAGAAGGCUGUUCCGUAAGAGAUAG
Penicillium brasilianum is the source of this 902-nucleotide messenger RNA. NCBI's taxonomy places the organism in Eukaryota, Fungi, Ascomycota, Eurotiomycetes, Eurotiales, Aspergillaceae. The record is from the annotation of a GenBank genome assembly.